UGGCCGUCUCCCUGCAGGCUCCCGAGCAUCUCAGGCCCAGGGAGGUCAGGUGGGGUCUCUGUGCCGGCUAUGGGACGAGUGUGGGGAGACGUGGCCCCAUUAUCACUGAGCCGCUGUCCCAGAGUUGAGACCAGCCCAGACGGACCUGCCUUGUUGCGUUCUUGUGUCCAUGACUCUGUGUCUCAGUUUCUCAUCUGUGACCUAGGAUGAUAGCAGUGAGCUUCUCCAAGAGCACGCCGUCCCGCUGGGGCCGCAACCGGCCCAUCAACGUGAACCAUUAUGCCAACAAGAAGAGCGCAGCUGAGAGCAUGCUGGACAUCGCGCUGCUGAUGGCCAACGCCUCCCAGCUGAAGGCCGUCAUCGAGCAGGGUCCCGGCUUCGCCUUCUUCGUCCCCCUGGUGGUCCUCAUCUCCAUCUCCCUCGUGCUCCAGAUCGGCGUGGGCGUGCUGCUUAUCUUCCUUGUCAGGUACGACCUCAACAACCCUGCCAAGCACGCCAAGCUGGACUUCCUCAACAACCUGGCCACGGGCCUGGUUUUCAUCAUUGUCGUGGUCAACAUCUUCAUCACGGCCUUCGGUGUCCAGAAGCCUGUGAUGGACGUGGCUCCCCGGCAGUAGGGGUUCAGAUGCCCCCGGAUCGCACCCAGCCACAGCCACCCAGAUCCCGGAGCCACCUCCCCUGUGAGGCCCUCCUUAUGGGGGGCACUCCCAGCAACCACAAGAGCCCAGGCAGGCUCCACUAGACUGUGUCCUGGGACGAGCCGCCUGUGGCUAGGCCACCCCAGACCCUGCUCCGUCCUCGGCUGCCCCUCCCGCUGGAGCGUGGCCCAGGAGACAGAAGUGGAGAAGGGUCGUGGCUGCCACAGACACGCAGCAGCCCAAGAAUGGGAGUGGGGGCUCCGGUCGGCCUUGGUCUCAGGACGUUUCUAGAAGGACAAGGAGACCCCUGCCUCUGCCAGCGCAACGGGCAUCUGGGCUUCGAGGCCCCAUGCUGGGGCCCCGGGGUAUCUGUGCUUCCUGACCCAGGACGUUGGACUGCUGCCCCCGCUGGCCACCGGCCCUGCACACGCCUUCCACCAGCAGUGACGGGACAGUGCCCCGCCCCUCCUCGGGGGCCUGAGCCCACACAUUUCUAAGCACCAACGACCAAUAAAGCUGACACACCUCC
Molecule: messenger RNA, 1167 nt
Organism: Ailuropoda melanoleuca (giant panda)
Lineage: Eukaryota; Metazoa; Chordata; Mammalia; Carnivora; Ursidae
Gene: NINJ1
Product: ninjurin 1
Exons: 5
Coding region: 207-617 (136 amino acids)
Biological process (GO): tissue regeneration; cell adhesion
Cellular component (GO): membrane
Source: RefSeq, a predicted model, not a curated record